Thermochaetoides thermophila DSM 1495 is the source of this 1488-nucleotide messenger RNA. Its product is annotated as succinate-semialdehyde dehydrogenase-like protein. Gene Ontology annotation, biological process: GABA catabolic process. The transcript has 3 exons. The record is from RefSeq and is a predicted model, not a curated record. Bases 1 to 1488 code for a protein of 495 amino acids. NCBI's taxonomy places the organism in Eukaryota, Fungi, Ascomycota, Sordariomycetes, Sordariales, Chaetomiaceae. Gene Ontology annotation, molecular function: succinate-semialdehyde dehydrogenase (NAD+) activity.
AUGAGUGUUCCCAAGCUCAGAGACCCGUCCCUCUUCAAGCAGGGCGUGGCCUAUGUCAAUGGCGAGUGGGUGCCAGCAAAGUCUGGCAAGACGUUUGAUGUCCAUGAUCCUGCGACCGGCAAGUUCAUCGGUAGCUGCCCCGAGUUUGAUGCCCAGGACACCGAGAAGGCCAUCGAGGCCGCCGCAGAGGCAUUCGAGUCGUUCCGGCACCUCACGGGGCGUCAGCGCUCUAAGCUACUUAGGAGAUGGUACGAGCUCGUGAUGGAGAACGCCGACGACCUGGCCACUCUCAUCACCUGGGAGAACGGCAAGCCCACGGCCGAUGCCAAGGGCGAAGUCGUCUACGCGGCCAAUUUCUUUGAGUGGUUCAGCGAGGAGGCCCCCCGCAUCUACGGCGACACCAUCCCGUCUUCGGUGCCGGGCAACCGCGUCUUCACCAUUAAGGAACCCGUCGGCGUCUGCGGUCUCAUUACCCCCUGGAACUUCCCCGCGGCCAUGAUCACCCGCAAGGUCGGGCCGGCCCUGGCCGUCGGCUGCACCGUGGUGUGUAAGGCCCCAGGCGAGACCCCUUUCACCCCUCUCGCCCUGGCCGAGCUAGCCCACCGCGCCGGCAUUCCCAAAGGCGUAGUCAACGUCAUCACGGCGCUCGACAACACCCCCGAGGUCGGCGAAGUCCUCACGACCCACCCAACCGUCCGUAAAGUCUCCUUCACCGGCUCGACUCCCGUCGGCAAGCUGCUUAUGAAGCAGUGCUCCGGUACCCUCAAAAAGCUCUCUCUCGAGCUGGGUGGUAACGCGCCCUUCAUCGUCUUCGACGACGCCGACGUCGACGCCGCGGUCGCGGGCGCCAUCGCCUCCAAGUUCCGCUCGUCGGGUCAGACCUGCGUCUGUGCCAACCGCAUCUAUGUCCAGCGCGGCAUCUACGACGAGUUUGCGGAGAAAUUUGCCGCCAAGGUACGCGAGUUCCGCGUGGGUAAUGGAUUCGAGGCGGGCGUCACGCACGGCCCGCUGAUUCACCACCGCGCGGUGGAGAAGGUUGAGCGGCAUGUGCAUGAUGCGAAGGAGAAGGGCGCCAAGGUUGUGCUCGGCGGGCAUACACUGCCUGAUCUGGGGCCAAACUUCUUCCAGCCGACUGUGCUUACCGGCAUGACGCCGGAGAUGGUGAUGGCGAGUGAGGAGACGUUUGGUCCCGUGGCGGGACUGUUCCCGUUUGAUACGGAGGAGGAGGUUGUCAAGAUGGCAAACUCCACGCCUGUUGGUCUGGCUGGGUACUUCUUUUCGAGGGAUGUUGCCCGCGUGCAUCGCGUCGCGGAGCACCUCGAGGUCGGCAUGGUCGGCGUCAAUACCGGGUUGAUCUCGGACCCGGCCGCACCGUUCGGUGGCGUUAAGGAGAGUGGAUUUGGUCGCGAGGGGUCAUUGUACGGCAUUGGGGAGUAUCAGGUCACGAAGAUGAUUACUGUUGGUGGCGUGGGGACGUUGCAAAGGUAG